Molecule: messenger RNA, 3399 nt
Organism: Crotalus tigris (Tiger rattlesnake)
Lineage: Eukaryota; Metazoa; Chordata; Lepidosauria; Squamata; Viperidae
Product: T-lymphocyte activation antigen CD80-like
Exons: 8
Coding region: 420-1385 (321 amino acids)
Biological process (GO): negative regulation of T cell proliferation; positive regulation of T cell proliferation; immune response
Cellular component (GO): external side of plasma membrane
Source: RefSeq, a predicted model, not a curated record
CGCAUUUAGCUUGCCACUAAGCCACAAGGCAAGGGACGGACAGAAUUAAGCAAUAGUUUCGGAAACCAGGCGCAUUGAAUUAGACAAUCUUCCCAGUCUCGUCGAAAGUCCGCUACAGCACAUUAUGACUUUCGUUAAACCGAAUAAAGAUUUCCCCUGCUAGCCACUCCGGGUUCUUGCUAGCAGUGGUUGAGGCCCAAGCGCCUCCGACGGAGCCGUGUCUGGGCUUGCAGAGAAAGUGGCUCUUGGCCGCCCCCCCACUCCGAGGGGGAGGGGUGUUUCUUCGCGAAAAGCUCCUGAAGGGAUAUCAAAGUACCCUGUGAUUCUGGAAGAUACUUCAAAACACUUUGAAGAAUCUAGCGGUUCUGGAAAUCGUUUCUAGUUUGGGUAGGAAACAUUAUACUUGGUAAACUGAAGAAAUGAUGCAUACGCCAAAGACUGAGCCAAAAUUGUUCAGCUUAAAGGGAUUUUUCUGGCUUUGUCUCUUUAAGCUUCUGCAUAGUGAUUCAGGCAUUCUCAGUCAAGAAUUAACCAAAGUUGCAGUCCAAGCAGGAGAUGAAGCCAGGCUUCCUUGCAAAAUCACUAUAGGCGCAUCUCUAGAAUCUUACUACAUCUACUGGCAAAAGCCUACUAUCCCUGGUAACUCAGACAUGGUUGUGAUUUCAUUCAAGAAUGGUAAAGAAUUUGAAUCGGAGAAGGACAAAUCUUACAAGAACAGAUCAAAGAUAGAUAAUCAGAAUCUUACACUUUCAAUCUCCUCAGUGACAAUAAACGAUAGUGGAACAUAUAAAUGUAUUGCCAUAUUACAAAAUCACAGAGAAGGGGAAGCAUCUAUCGAUUUAUCUGUGAUAACUCCAUUCAGUAAGCCUAUCAUCCUGGACAAUUGGUCCAGUGAACGUUGUGACUCAACAAAUUUGACACUGAGAUGUUUGUCUCAUGGAGGUUCUUCAAGGCCAGAGAUGUUUGGAUUUAUCAAUAAAAAGGCAGUGAAUUGGACCUCAACUGUCACAAGCAACAAAACAUUGUUUAAUAUUACUGGCACUUUGCAUUUAAACAUGACAGAAAACAUGUUGGUCGAAUGCUUAGUUCGUUUUUCAGAUUUCCAUGUGUCAACCAACUAUAGCUUGAAUCUGACAAAGAACUGUUCUAAUAUUACAUUGCCACCAUUGCCACCAUUGAUUUCUUCACCUUUUGGGAUCAUCAUUCCUUCAACGGUGAUCCUGAUUUUCCUUCUAGUUGUGGUAAUGUCUGUAAUACUCCAAUACUAUUUUCACAAGCAUCCAAGAUCCUCCACCACACAUCAGUCACUGGCAACAGAUGAAACAAUACUUCAGGAGCAAUCUACUAGGCAGACACUGUCAGGGCUGGGGAGAUCUCCACUCUGAUUUUGAGUUGCAGCUCCCAGUCUUAUUUUGAUAAGAUAAUUCAGCCAGGAUGAAGAACUGUCCUAACAGAAUUUAAUGGUUACUAUAAACCACAAACAUAUUUGAAGAUUUCCCUUUACAUACAUGAAGAAGAUGGGUGAUAACUUUGUGUGGACUUUUAAACUAUUGUGAAGAAAACGGAGGUGUUCUCUUUUGCAGUGGGGUUUUGUCUGUCAUUUAUGCUAUGGUAUUAUUAUGAUUCUUUUAUUAUUAUGAACUGUUUUUGGUCUUAUUUAUAAAAGGUGGUAUGGAAGCUUGGUGUAAAUAACAAUUGGAGAAGCAUGUAAACACAACAAAAAUAAUGAUCAAAAUGUUAUGUUGUACUCAUAUAAUCAUCAGGGUACAGUGCAACCUGGGAAACUUUUUUUUAAACUUCCUGUACUGUAAAAGUAAUGCCCUGAAAAAAUCUACAAUUAGUCCAAAAUUUAUUAAUCUUUGUGAACUGAUCCUUGCAAGGUAUGAUUUUAGCAUAAUAAAGAGAUGUUCUCUUAUUUCCUAGUCAUUCCAUGCAUUUAAUAGCAAAAAAAAUUGCAGGCUAUUAAUAUUGUUCUGAAACUUGGUGAUUCCUAGGAAUAAUAGUACACCUACUACGUAGGUAAAUGUAGCUUUUCAUUUUGGAAAUUUCCCUUAAAUGGAUCUUGAACAUAAAUAACCCUGCUCAUUUAUAACGGAAAUUAUAAUUUAUGGAAAUUAUGUAACUUAACAUGGUGCUAUAAAAUAAUCUAGAAUUAAUGAAUGACAUGCAAACUUUGUAUAGAAGCCAGAGCUUAUAUUUUAGAUCAAUUAAUAAUGAAAACAAUGAAUUUGUUUCCAUUUUAAAGAACAACUAUAAUAUUCCGUUGGUGAUUAACCAAUUCAGUAUGAAUAGGAAAAAAGCAGAGCUGGGAGUUGAAUGCAUUGCCACAAAGAUCCAAGACCAGUUCCUCUUGAAUUCCGUUCACCCUUAUCUAGUGCUAAUUUAGUGCUGACCAUUGACUAGAUUCUUGUAUAUAGGCUGGAAUAAAUCUUCUAUGAUGCAACCUUAUGAAUGGUCCUGAUUCUUUGCAUCUGACAAAAUGCAAAGUUAAGUAGCUAAUUCCAAUGGAAGAUAGUAGCUGAAUAGUUUAAAUAGAGCAACAGGAUAGAUACAGAUUCCUAUUUGUCUAUAUAAUGGAAAAUAUUGUUGACACAAAUUCUAAAAAUAUCUGUACACCUUAGAUUACAUUUUAUACAACAAAAAUAUUUCAGACUAUUGAAUUUCAUUGCAUUUUUGAAGAAAUUUCAUCAUGCUCUCAGAAUGUUUCAUUGAAAUGUUUGUAUAUUAUCUUAUAACAAGUCCAUUUUAGAAACAGUAAAUAACACAUUAUUCAAUUUUGAGACAAAUUCUUUUUAACUGUGGUCUUUAUCACAUGGAAAUUGACAGUUAGAUGAAGAAAGUAGACUCUCCAUGCCAUACUGACAAUUUUGGCUGUUUUUCCAACUUUACAAAAAUAAAUAUAUGGGCCCAAUUAUGGAAUGAGCUACAGAAAUGAUGUUGGUAACUUAUGAAUGCAUCAUUUACUAGCAUAGAUUACACAUAAAUAAUUGCAAUGAAAUGCUUAUGUACAUUUAUAUACUACAUAUAUGUGUCAGUGUACAUUCUGUAUUUUUUAAAAAGUUUUUUCUUUUAUAAUUGUGUGUAUUCAUUUUUUUGUAUUUAAUUAAUAAAACCUUCUAAAAAUUCAUUUAAAGUUGUGCUAUUGGGUAUUGAUAUAGCCAUAGCUUAUUGGUCAUUUGAAUAAUCAAUCUAUUGCUGUUUUAAAUAUGUAUCUCAGGCUUAUGUGACAAGAUUUUAAUGAGCUAAAACAGUGUCUUGUAUCAUACCUUGAUAUGCAACAAAAUUAGAAAAUGCUAAACUGUCUUAGAUGAUAGGGAUUGGGUCAUCUAUGGCAAAGCUUUUCAACCUUUUCACAGAUUGUACCACUUCCCCCCUUUUUCCUCCCCACUGUGUCCUACU